AUGGAAUCAGAAGAUACUCCAUUGACUGGAGACAGUGCGCCGGAUCCAAGUUCCAACAGUGAUGACUGGCAUGGUAUUGCGCAGCCUGAUUUCUCACAUGGAGAGCAGCCCCCUAGCCCCAAUGCUCUCUGGUUGGUGUUAGAAAAGAAGUUUCUGGAACACAAGCAGGUGAAUUUCAGGACCCCAGAUGAACAUAAGAAGAGCCUGCUGAAUCUUCUUCCCGUGUUCCUAAAGGCCUGGGAACACUCUGUGGGGAUCAUUUGCUUUCCCGAUAUCCAAAUGCUGGCAGAAGAUGUGUCCCAUCAACUUGCCCAAGAGAUACAGAAGGCUCUUGCUGGAAAGCCUGCAGAGCAAGCACGGACAAUGGCUGGGAGGUUACUACAAUGGAAGGGGGAUGCAGAUCAGAGUGGCUACCUGCUUCUGAAGUCUGUGUAUGUGCUCACAGGAACAGACUCGAAGACACUGGGUCAAAUUGCUGAAUCUGGACUCCCAGCCCUGCUCCUACAGUGUCUUUACCUCUUCUUCAUCUUUCCUCCUGAAAAUGAUGAGCUUCCAGAAAACAGCCUUCAAGUUCAGAGGAUGUUUGUGCAGAUGUUGCUCAAUAUUUGCAGUGAGUCUCAGAGUCUUGAAGGACUUGUCUCAGGAACUGAACUUCAGUCUUUACUGAUUGCCACGACCUGCCUUCGGGAGUACUGCUGCAGCUUUUGGAAAGAAUCUACCUUCUGCGUGCUGAGAGCAAUCUCCAAGACCCAGAACCCCAGUGUCAUCCAGUACCUGCAGGCCAUGGAUUGUGUUAAGAUUUCCCUCCAGAACCUCUCCCGACUUGCAGACACAUUCUCAGUUCCAGAGAUGAGCGAGGCUAUUGGCCUCAUCUUGGGCUUUGUGAAGGAUUCCUACCCCAUCUCUUCAGAUUUACUCCUGGAGUUUGAGAACGGAGAGGGCUACCCUCUGCUGCUUAAAGUGCUGCUUCGGUUUGAUGGGCUUUCCCAGAGUGAAAUGGACCCUCACUUGGAAGAGCUUUUCAGGCUGGUGAUGUGGUUGACAACGUGUGGAAGGUCGGAGCUGAAGGUGUUUGACAGCAUCACUUACCCACAGCGUGAAGGCUUCAAGUUCCAUCAUGAGGCUCUUGGGGCGACUGUUAAGAAUCUUCAGGCCUUCCAAGUCCUCCAGAAUGUCUUUCAUAAAGCUAGUAACCCUCUCCUCUGCUCGCAAGUCUUGUCAGCCAUCAGAACAAUGUGGAUCUGGAACACACGCAACUUCUUCCUGCUCGAGUGGACCCUGCAGCCCAUCUCACAAUUUGUGGAAUUCUUGCAUCUUAAGCCAGUCCCAGUACAGAUGCAGUUCUUCCAUCUUCUAGAGAUGAUAGUGUUUGAAUUGUACUAUGUGCCCCAUGAAAUCCUACAGAAGGUUCAGUGCCUGAUCAAGGAGAGCCCUGAGCCACCCUGUACCCUUGUGGCCCUUCAGAGCAUCCACAGGAUUGCAGGCAGUGACCCAUUCUUCACUGACAUCUUCCGGGACUCGGGGCUUCUGGGUCUGUUGCUGGCCCAGCUUCGGAAGCGAGCCAAAAUAAUGAGGAAGUCAGGAAACACUGAGUCUAACCCUGGAGUUCAGGAUCCAGAAAGAGAACUCACAUGCUUGAUGCUGAAGACCGUGGCCACACUUCUUGAAGGCUCAGUUCGGAAUGCAGUUGUCCUGAGAGACCACAGUAUGGUCCCUUUUAUCAAGAUCUUCUUGGAUGAUGAGUGCUACCGUGGAGCAUCGCUCAGCAUCCUAGAGCAACUAGCAGUCAUCAACACAGAGGAGUACAUGAGCAUCAUCGUGGGUGCCUUGUGUUCAUCCACGCAAGGGGAGCUGCAGCUGAAAAGAGACCUUCUCAAGUCUCUAAUUCGGAUCCUGGAUACCCCCAAGGGCCAUGCUGCUUUCAGAGUCUCCAGUGGGUUCAAUGGACUGCUGUCAUUGCUGUCUGAUCUGGAGGGGUCUCUCCAAGAACCCCCACUGCAGAUGCAGGGUCCAGUAUCUCCAAGUCAGAGUUUGGACCUAGUCUUCCACACCCUCUGUGCCAUUUGUGCGGCGCUCCACCUGGACCCUGUCAACAGUGAUUUCUUCCAGAGGAAUGGACUGUUUGAGAAGCUGGCUGAGGAUAUCUGCCUGUUGGGCUGUUUCCGAGUCCUGGAGGAAGAGGCAGCACCACUACAAUCCUGGGCCGACACAAAGGCCAGACCAUUUGCUGAUUUACAGGGUGCUUCCUUUUCUUCCACCAGUCUAUUCCCAUCCAGGAUACAAAACUGCCUCCAGAUCCUCAGCUUUCUGGACAGCAUGACAAGAAGCACCCUCCACCUAAGGAGGGACUUGACCGAAUCUCUCAGGAAAGGUCCAGAAGCUGUUGUGGAUGCCCAGAAAGGAGAUGUCAGCAGUAAUCCUGAAAGUAGCUUCCAGCUGUGGCCAGACCUGGAGGAAAGGAUGGAAGAAAGUGAUGUUGUGAUCAUGCAACCAGGGAUUGUAUGCAUCAUGGUGAGACUGCUGCCCCAGUUGUACGAUGAAGAUUACCCACAGCUUUCCAUGGAGAUCCAGGACUCCCUGACCUACCACCUACAAUCACUGGUAAAGUCAGAGAAGAAUCGCCAGAUCAUGUGUGAGGCCGGCAUGCUCAGCAUCCUCAUUACCACUUGCCACAAGGCCCUAGUCACCAGCAGUCACCCCCUACAUCUGGGCCUCAUCAGAAUUUUUGAGAAGCUUUCCUCACAAGCCAUCACACCUGAUGUGUUAAGGAAGUUUCUAAGCCUUGGAAUUCCCCCACCUGCAUCAGUUGCCACGAAAAUUCUCAAUCUGUCUGGUGUGCAUAGAAGUGACUUGGGAUGCACAGGAACGGAGGCAGCAAUGCCAGGUGUUGCAGAGGGUCCCACGGAUUCUGGCUCUGGAGUCUCAGAGGCCCUCAGGCCCUCAGAAGUGUCUCCCAGCUCAACAGCUGCCCUCCAGACCAUGCUGAGUAUCAUCUCCAUGACCUCCCCUCGAAACCUGCAACCUCAGAGGACAGCCCUGGCUCCAUCAUUUGUGGAAUUUGACAUGUCUACAGAAGGCUAUGGCUGCCUGUUCAUUCCAACUCUGUGUAUGAUUAUGGGAACCAGCACUGAGUAUUCAGUCUCUGGAGGUAUUGGGACAGGUACUGCCAGACCCUUCCCUCCCCCUGGGGGCCUGACCUUCUCUUGCUGGUUCCUGAUUGACCGACAUGGUGCUGCCCAUGAUGGACACCCACUCCGCUUUCUCACACUGGUGCGCCACCUUGCCAGGACUGAGCAGUCAUUCAUCUGUCUCGCCAUCAGCCUCUGCUCUGAUGAUCUAUCCUUGGUUGUGUCCACGGAGGAGAAAGAAUUCCAGCCCUUGGAUACCAUGGAGCCUGAGGAUGGUGCUGAGCCUUCUGCGGGAUGCCAGCUCCAGGUCAGGUGUGGGCAGCUGCUGAAUUGUGGCCAGUGGCAUCACCUAGCUGUGGUGGUCAGCAAGGAGAUGAAAAGGAAUUGCACUGUUUCCACCUAUCUGGAUGGACAAAUCAUUGGAUCAGCCAAGAUGUUGUACAUUCAGGCCCUCCCAGGACCUUUCCUUUCAAUGGAUCCAUCUUCAUUUGUAGAUGUGUAUGGAUAUAUUGGCACUCCUCGGAUUUGGAAGCAAAAAUCUCCAUUGAUCUGGCGUCUUGGCCCUACAUACCUAUUUGAAGAAGCCAUCUCAAUGGAAAUUUUAGAAGUUAUGAAUAAACUUGGCCCAAGAUACUGUGGUAACUUUCAAGCUAUACAUGCCCAAGGAGAAGACACUAAUGGUGAAGCUAUGCCUCUUGUUGCGGAGGAGAGGGUUUCAUUUGGACUUCAUGUAGACAGCUCAUCCAUCACCAGUGUGGUAGACAUAAGACACACUUACAACGAGGUGGACAGCCGUCUGAUAGCCAAAGAGAUGGACAUUUCAUCCCGUGACAGUGCCACACCUGUAUUCUUGCUAAGAAAUUGUGCUGGUCACCUCUCGGGCUCUCUUCGGACAAUUGGAGCAGUUGCUGUGGGCCAACUAGGGAUGAGAGUGUUUCAUUCCAGCCCUGCAGCUAGAAGUCUGGAUUUCAUUGGAGGACCUGCCAUCCUCCUGGGCCUCAUGUCCCUAGCAACAGAUGACCACAUGAUGUAUGCAGCUGUGAAAGUUCUGCACUCGGUCCUGACCAGCAAUGCCAUGUGUGACCGCCUAAUGUGGCAUAUCUCUGGGUACCAGAUAAUGGCGUUUUUGCUGAGAAAAAAGACCUCACUGCUAAACCAUAGAAUAUUUCAACUAAUCCUCUCAAUUACUGGCACUGCAGAACUUGGCUUCCGAUCAUCUGCUAUUGCUAAUGUUGGUGUCUUCCAGCACAUCCUUUGCAAUUUUGAGCUCUGGAGGGAUACUGCAGACAAUCUGGACUUGGCCCUCUUUUCUCAUCUUGUCGAAAUCUUUCAAUCACCAAGGGAAGGACCCAGGAAUGCUAAAGUUGCCCACCAAGUACAGCUAAUACCCAAGCUUGUCUUCCUCUUCAAUCAACCAAGUCUCACCCCCUCCAAGAUCUCCACCAUCAUUGCUAUCCUGGGGCACCAACUUAGGAGCCACUUCAACCUACAGGAUUUGCUCAGGGUCGCACUGUUUGUUGUGUAUACUCUCAAUCCUUCGUCAAUGAAUGAGAGGAAAAUCUGCAUGGAUGGUGACCUGGACCUCUGCACAUCUGCUGGAAGUCAAACUUUUGGAAAGACAGUCUGUCUUAGAAACCAGUUGCUGGAGAUGCUGUUCAAUGUAAUAUCUUCUUGCCACUUUCAUUUGGCCUCUGAGUCAAAGGAAGAGACAUUUCUGAACCUGGGGCCAGACUGGUUCCUGCUUCUCAUUCAGGGCCACCUGCAUCCCAGCACAGUUGUGCUGGGGCUAAAGCUACUGCUGCACUUUUUGUCAAAUCCCAUCCUCCGUGGGCUUUUUAAAGAGGGCAUCUCCACUGGAUCCUGGCUGGAGAAAAGCACUGCCGGCAUGAAUGUCAUGAUGGAGAACCUGAAGAGUUCCCCUGCCAUACAUGAGCAGAUCCCCUGCCUGCUUCCUGGGUUUCGUGUGUUGAAUGACUUUCUGGCCCACCAUGUUCACAUUGCUGAAGUCUACUUCAUCGUGUCCACCUUCUUCUUACAGACUCCACUCACAGAGAUGACUAACGAACCCCAUGACAACCUGGAAGCCAUGUUUCAGUGGCUCCUGAAGAAUCACCAUAGGGAAGAGGUUCUCCGAGCCGGGCUGUGCCUGGAAGGUGCCUUACUACUUCUGGAAAUGCUAAAAGUCACUGUCAAACAGCCCUUGACAGGUUCUGAAGAUGGCACUUGGGAACAGACCUUAGCGACCAGCAUGCUGCAAUUCCUGGGCCUCGUCCUCCAUGCCUAUCCCCAGGAUCCCAUGUGGCAUGCCCCAGAGUUUCUUCAGACUUUGGUCACAGUCACCUUCCCUCUGGGAAUCCAAAAGGGGUCCUUGGCUAAAUCCACCUGGAAUACUAGUAGUCCUAUGGCCACAACUGAAGGUUACAAUGCUGUGGAGAGUCCCCAGGCUACUUCCAAUCUGCAUCCUACCCAAAAACAACUAAGAGAGUUCACAAAGCUCCUCUUGAGGGAGCUUCUAAAAACGGCCUCCUCCCCCAAGCAUUGGCUGGUGCUGGAUGUGCUCUUGGAGGCUUCUCCAGACAAUGUCACUAGCCAACAGAAGCGAAACUUCCAGUCUGAGGUCCUUCUAUCCACCAUGGAGAUAUUUCACACAAUGACUGAAGGCAAUGCACUGAUACUAGGAGGCAAUAAGAAACCUGAGCCCAAAGCAGAAUCUGCUACCACUCCACCCCUCACAAACAUCUCGUACUUCAUACAGAAGCUGGUAGAGAAGCUGCACUGUGGGAUGUUCACAGCUGACCCCAGACACAUUCUUCUCUUCAUCACAGAGCAUAUUGUGAUGGUUAUUGACAAUGCAUCUUCUCAGAGGGAGGUCAGCCUCAAUUCUUUGUAUAGCAGUUUGAAUAAAGCCAUUCUGUACUGCCUUUCCAAGCCCCAGCAGUCCUACUCUGAAUGCUUCAGACUUCUCAGCAUCCUGGACUUUCUGCAGAAGCACUGGGACAUUGUUUUUGCCACCUAUAAUUCCAAUGUCAACUUUCUCAUGUGUCUCAUGCAUUGCCUUUUGCUGCUCAAUGCAAGAAGCUAUCCAGAAGGGUUUGGAUUGGAGCCUAAGCCUAGAAUGACUCCUUACCAUCAAGUCUUUCUAAAUGAAGAAGUGAGAGGAAAAAGAGAAGAAGAUUCUUCAAGUUUGAGUGAUGUCCAGCACAACAUCCAGAAAAUGGUGCAGAUUCUCUGGCAGCAACUUGUGGCACAGAGUCGGCAGGCACUGGAAGAUGCCUUCAAAAUUGAUCUUUCUGUGAAACCUGGAGAGAGUGAAGUGAAGAUUGAAGAGGUCACCCCACUCUGGGAGGAGACAAUGCUCAAAUCCUGGCAGCAUUACUUAGCAUCUGAGAAGAAAAUUCUGGCGAGUCACUCUAAUAUCACCCAUCACAGCAAAGUCACAUCAUGGGGUCAAAGCCUGUCUUCAGCCAUGAGACUGAUGCCCAGCCGACUGGCCAAGGAUCCAGAAUGCAAGGCAGAGGAUUUUGUGUCAUGUAUAGAGAACUACAGAAGAAAAGGACAAGAACUAUAUGCAUCUUUAUACAAAGAUCAUGUGCAGAGGCAGAAAUGUGACCACAUUAAGGCAGCUAGUGCCUGGGCUAGCACCAAGAAGCAGCUUUUUGGGGAGCUUGGCUUGUGGGGCCAGACAGUGGGAGCCACACCUUGCUCACAGUGGGAACUGGACUGGCGUGAAGGACCCAGUCGCAUGAGAAGAGUCAGAAGAUUGUCUCUACUGGAGGACCUGAGUCAAGCCGCCUCCAAGGAGAGCCAAGACAGAAAUGAUGUUUCUCAAACAAAUGCUAAAAACCAAGAUGAACUAACACCAGAUGAGAGUGAGAGAGACAAAGUGGUGGUGGACUGCACUCAGCUGACAUUCUUCCCUGCCUUACAUGAAAGUCUGCACUCAGAAGACUUCUUAGAACUCUGUAAGGAAAGACAAGUUGUUCUACAGGAGCUUCUUGAUCAAGAAAAGGUGUCACUGAAGUACUCCCUCGUGAUUGUGCAAGGACAUCUGGUCUCAGAAGGGGUCCUUCUGUUUGGACAGCAGCACUUCUACAUCUGUGAGAACUUCACACUGUCUCCCAUGGGUGACGUCUACUGUACUCGCCACUGCUUAUCCAACAUCAGCGAUCCAUUCAUUUUCAGUAUGUGCAGCAAAGACAUGUCCUGUGACCAUUACUCGUGCCAGCGCCACAGCUAUGCAGACAUCAAGGAGAUUCACCGAACACGAUUCCUCAUGCAGGAAAUUUCCCUGGAAAUCUUCUUCCAAAAUGGAUAUUCCAAGUUCCUUGUCUUCCACAACAAUGACCGGAGUAAGGUCUUCAAAAGCUUCUGCUCUUUCCAGCCCAGAUUGAAGGGGAGAGGCAUUACAGAGGACUCCAUCAACCUAAGGAAACACCCUGGCUCAGACAGAACCAUGCUGCAGAAGUGGCAGAAAAGGGAAGUCAGCAAUUUUGAGUAUCUCAUGUACCUCAACACACUGGCUGGGAGGACCUACAAUGACUACAUGCAGUAUCCAGUGUAUCCUUGGGUUCUUGCUGACUACACCUCAGAGACAUUGAACUUGACAAACCCCAAAAGUUUCCGGGAUCUUUCAAAGCCCAUGGGGGCUCAGAGCAGGGAAAGAAAGCUGAAAUUUAUCCAGAGGUUUAAAGAAGUUGAGAAGACCGAAGGAGACCUCACCGUUCAGUGCCACUACUACACUCACUACUCCUCGGCCAUCAUUGUUGCCUCCUACCUGAUCCGGAUGCCACCCUUCACCCAGGCCUUCUGCUCUCUGCAGGGUGGAAGCUUUGAUGUGGCAGAUAGAAUGUUCCACAGUGUGAAGAAUGCAUGGGAGUCUGCCUCAAGGGAGAACAUGAGUGAUGUCAGGGAACUGACUCCAGAAUUCUUCUACUUGCCUGAGUUUCUAACAAACUGUAAUGCAGUGGAGUUUGGCUGCAUGCAGGAUGGGACAAUGCUGGGAGAUGUGCAACUCCCUCCCUGGGCUGACGAAGACCCUCGGAAAUUCAUCAGCUUGCAUAGACAGGCUUUGGAAAGUGACUAUGUCAGUGCCAACCUCCACCAAUGGAUAGACCUCAUUUUUGGAUACAAACAGCAAGGCUCGGCUGCAGUGGAGGCUGUUAACACAUUCCACCCCUACUUCUAUGGUGACAAGAUGGACCUCAGCAGCGUCAAAGAUCCUCUGAUCAAGAGCACUGUCCUGGGUUUUGUCAGCAACUUUGGACAGGUGCCCAAGCAGCUCUUCACCAAACCCCACCCAGCCAGGACCACCACAGGGAAACCAUCACCUGGAAAAGAUGUGAACAUACCCCCAAACCUGUUGGGUCAUCCUCAGCCAUUUUUCUACAGCCUGCAGUAUCUGAGGCCCUCACCAGUCAUAGUCAAAGAUAUGUACCUCUUCUCUCUAGGUUCUGAAUCUCCCAAGGGAGCCAUCGGCCAAAUCAUCUGCACCGAGAAGACCAUCCUGGCUGUGGAGCGGAACAAGGUGUUGCUGCCUGACCUCUGGAACAGGACCUUCAGCUGGGCCUUUGAUGACUUCAGCUGCUGCCUGGGCACCUAUGGCUCUGACAAGGUCCUGAUGAAGUUUGAGAACCUGGCCUUCUGGGGACGCUGCUUGUGUGCCGUGUGCCCAUCUGCAAUGACGAUCAUCACCUCAGGAACCAGCACUGUUGUGUGUGUGUGGGAGCUCCGCAUGGCCAAAGACCAGGCAAGAGGCCUGCACCUCAGGAAGGCCUUAUAUGGGCACACAAAGGCUGUCACAUGCCUGGCAGCAUCAGUCACCUUCAGCCUUCUGGUGAGUGGCUCCCAGGACUGCACCUGCAUCUUGUGGGACCUGGAUCUCCUCACUCACGUAGCCCGACUUCCUGCCCACAGGGAAGGCAUCUCGGCCAUCGCCAUCAGUGAUGUCUCGGGUAUUAUUGUCUCCUGUGCUGGAGCCCAUUUGUCUUUAUGGACUGCCAGUGGACAGGCACUGGCUAGCAUCACCACAGCCUGGGGCCCAGAAGGAGCUAUAACCUGCUGCUGCAUAGUAGAAGGACCAGCAUGGGACACAAGCCAUGUCAUCAUCACCGGAAGUCACGACGGUAUAACCCGGAUUUGGAAGACUGAGGAUGUGAAGAUAUCUACUUCUGGGCAUACAAUGACAGAGAAGCCCUCAGUUCAGCCUUCAAGCUCAAAAGGUACCUGUCACAGGUGGGAGAAGAAUUUGGCCCUUUGCCAAGAGCUGGAUGUCAGUGUUGCUUUGACAGGGAAGCGCAGUAAGACCAGCUCCGCAGUGACAGCUUUGGCUGUGUCCAGAAACCAGACCAAACUCCUAGUCGGUGAUGAGAAGGGGAGAAUCUUCUGCUGGUCUGCAGAUGGGUAG
Chrysochloris asiatica (Cape golden mole) is the source of this 9531-nucleotide messenger RNA. It is a transcript of the gene WDFY4, whose product is annotated as WDFY family member 4. Bases 1 to 9531 code for a protein of 3176 amino acids. The record is from RefSeq and is a predicted model, not a curated record. Lineage: Eukaryota; Metazoa; Chordata; Mammalia; Afrosoricida; Chrysochloridae. Gene Ontology annotation, molecular function: protein binding. The transcript is spliced from 61 exons.